Molecule: messenger RNA, 2000 nt
Organism: Falco peregrinus (peregrine falcon)
Lineage: Eukaryota; Metazoa; Chordata; Aves; Falconiformes; Falconidae
Gene: PSMG2
Product: proteasome assembly chaperone 2
Exons: 8
Coding region: 83-889 (268 amino acids)
Biological process (GO): proteasome assembly
Cellular component (GO): cytosol; nucleus
Source: RefSeq, a predicted model, not a curated record
CCGCCUCCUCCUCCUCCCUCUCUCCGCGCUUCCUUCCUUUCCUCGCUUCCUUCCUUCCUUCCUUCCUUCCUUCGCGGCCGGUAUGUUUGUUCCUUGCGACCGUGGCGGGGGCUCCGUCAGCUCCGAAUUUGAAGGCUUCACUCUGCUUAUGCCAGCAGUGUCGGUGGGAAAUGUUGGUCAACUGGCAAUAGAUCUGGUGAUUUCCACGCUUGACAUGACUAAAGUGGGUUACUUCUACACUGAUUGCUUGGUGCCAAUGGUUGGAAAUAAUCCAUAUGCAACAGCAGAAGAAAACUCAGUGGAGCUGAGUAUAAAUGCUGAAGUGUAUUCGUUACCUUCAAAGAAACUUGUCGUUCUGCAGAUCAGAUCACCUUUUAUAAAGAACAAGUACAGGCCAUUCUGUCAAAUGCUGCUUUCUUGGGUGAAAAGUAGCAAAUGUGCCCAAGUUGUUCUUCUGUCUAGCAGCCAUGCCUACCAGCGUGAUGAUGAGCAACUUCUUGGGACACCACUACGCUACCUACUUACACCUGACCUGGAGAAAGCAUUUGGAGGCCUUAUGCAGGAGCUGAACUGGAAAGAAAUGGAAAAAGUAGCAGCUUACCCUGGAAUAAAUGAUACAGAAAAAAUUCUACAUAUUCCUGGAGGUGGCAUCACAAAACUAUUGUUUACUGAGAGCUGUUCAAAAGGAAUCCCAAUGGCAGUUCUUCUGAAAUUCUGCUCAGAAGGGGACAACAUCCCUGAUGCAUUUGCUCUUGUUAACUAUCUUAAUGAAUGGCUUCAGCUAAUUAAAAGUGAAAGCAACAGUUCCACAGAUGCUUCUUCACAAUGGAAAAUACCAAGUUCUUGGCGCUUACUUUUUGGCAGUGGUCUUCCACCUGCACUCUUCUGAUCAAUUUUGAAUUCUUCUUAGUACAAAUGAUGAGGAAGAGAACAGCAGGAGUCCUGAAAAGAUCUGUUAAAGGUGUAGGAAUAAGAUUCAGUAGUCAGCUUGGCUUGAAAACCUGUGCCUGUUGGUAAAGAAGAGCAGUUCAGUGAAUGUGACCGAUCACCCAAAGGAUGCUGUAUUGACUAUCUUUUCAGGUUGUUGAAAGUUUGAGGUGAGAAUCAUACUGAGUGCCUGUCACAGGGGACUAACAUUUGAAUGAAUAUUCAGUUACUGAUCUUUUUCCACAAAACAAUGAGAAAUUUAAGUGCUUCCCAGUCUUAAGUCUGCUUUACAGAAGCAGAUAAUGCAGGGCAAACUGAAUCUUGGAGAACUGAUAUGUGGAGCAAAUGCUUCAUAUAAUGGUAUGUCCAAAUACCUUCAAAUAAUGUUGUAAAAUGUAGGUGUUCUCAUGUUAGAUAUUGUAUUUUGAGUCAAUCACAAACCUAAAUAUGUGUAGAACAAUGUGAGCACAAACUACCUGCUGCUGGUGUUAGGAGAACUGGAAAGGCUUCAUGAUUACCUAAUGACAUCUGCAGUGGUUUUGUUUUGUUUUUUAAAGGUUUUAAUUGUAUUGUCACCAAAGCUUCUUAAAACUAAAUACCAUACUAGAAAUGUGCAGUGAUCCUUUGCUCAUAUUAAUAAGCUUUUACAGUAGUAAAGCACAAAGAUGCCAUGUUUCAUGAAGUUGCCAUGUUUUGUGGUGUAAAAAUGAGCUAUGAAUAGAUUUAAAGUGUUCAGGAAAGACUGAUGUGCCUGUGAUUGUGAAUCAAAAUAAACUUACCUGAACAAAAAAGCAACUUGCUACAACUAGAUGCAAGCUACAACCAGAAGCUGAACCAAGGAACACGACUGAAAAGAUCACAUUAGUCCAAGCUUAAAGAUUUAUUUUGGCUCAUGGUCUUGUAAUUGUUUUACAAGAAGCUUGUACAAGAAACAAGAGUUUCUAUAGGCAAGUGGAAGACCGAACUUUUGCAGCCUGCCUUCAUCUAGAUCCCAUCGUGGUGAUACUUCAUGCUUGCAAAUACUGUUUAUUCAAAUUUUGCUUUUUUAAAAAAAUGACUACUGACCUAAACAC